AUGUGGAUAUGCAGUAGACCAGAUUUACUCGAUGCUGCACUUUUAAGACCUGGUAGGCUAGAUCGCCUUCUUUUCUGUGAUUUUCCAUCUCAAGGUGAAAGGUUGGAGAUUCUACGUGUUCUCUCUAGAAAGCUACCAUUGGCCAGUGAUGUUGAUUUAGAUGCCAUAGCUCAUAUGACUGAAGGUUUUAGCGGAGCUGACCUUCAAGCAUUGCUCUCAGAUGCACAGCUUGAAGCUGUUCAUGACCUUCUGGGUGGUGAAAGCAUGCAUGAACCAGGGAAAAAGCCAGUAAUUACUGAUGCUCUCUUAAAGUCUACUGCUUCCCGGGCAAGACCAUCUGUUUCGGAAGCAGAAAAGCAACGCCUCUUUGGAAUUUACAGCCAGUUUUUGGAUUCCAAGAGAUCUCUUGCUGCACAGUCGAGAAAUGCAAAAGGCAAGAGAGCAACAUUAGCGUAAAUGACAAUUUUGGUGAAAUCAGGUAUCUCAUAUUUUACUUUUUGUCAAAUGCUAUGAAAUUUCUCUCAAGCUGCACCUUUUCUUGUGUUUAAAAAAAUAUAUUAUAAUUAUUAUAUUUAGUCAAUUGAUUUAUUAGUUAUAUUUUAGACUGGGUAGGGCAUGUGCAAAACUCGAAAAUAUCUGAAAGGAAGUACAGAAAAGAGAACUUUAUACAGAUAUAGAGGCUUGCAUAAAUAUGUAUGCAUUAUGGUUUUGCAAUCUUUCAUGCAUGUGUAUAUAACUCGAGCCAUUUUGAAAGGGUAAUACUGCAGUUUUACCUACUAA
Humulus lupulus (European hop) is the source of this 780-nucleotide messenger RNA. Its product is annotated as peroxisomal ATPase PEX1-like. Gene Ontology annotation, molecular function: ATP hydrolysis activity. Bases 1 to 456 code for a protein of 151 amino acids. Gene Ontology annotation, biological process: protein import into peroxisome matrix. The transcript is spliced from 4 exons. Gene Ontology annotation, cellular component: peroxisomal membrane; cytosol. Lineage: Eukaryota; Viridiplantae; Streptophyta; Magnoliopsida; Rosales; Cannabaceae. The record is from RefSeq and is a predicted model, not a curated record.